Schistocerca nitens (vagrant locust) is the source of this 1386-nucleotide messenger RNA. RefSeq lists its product as uncharacterized. The record is from RefSeq and is a predicted model, not a curated record. The coding region runs from base 1 to 1386 and encodes 461 amino acids. Lineage: Eukaryota; Metazoa; Arthropoda; Insecta; Orthoptera; Acrididae. Gene Ontology annotation, biological process: glycerol catabolic process. Gene Ontology annotation, cellular component: cytosol. The transcript has 2 exons. Gene Ontology annotation, molecular function: glycerone kinase activity.
AUGGCGCGCGCCGAAGACAUCGAAGUCAGGAUGCUGCUGGUCGGGGCGGUCGCCCGGCCGUCAGACAAGCGACGAGCGCUGCGCGACAUCGACGCCACCGCCGUCCUCUGCAAGAUCGCGGGCGCCAUGGCCGAGAGCGGCUGCUCGCUCGACGAAAUCUUUCACCUGUGCCAGACUCUGGCUACUAACGACUUGACGACCGUCUCCACGAGCUUGGCGGCGCCCUCUCUCGCGGGCUUCGUCACCGGCGACAGUGACACGCACUACCGUUGCGCGAAGAAACAACACCCGAGUCUCUCGGCCAGUCCCGACGCCGUGCGGGCGGCGCUGAAUCCGUUCUUCGAAGACGCGUCGGAAGGUAACAGACGUAUCGAUCCGGAACACCAGGUCGUCGUCUUUAUCGACAAUGCGGGGAAGUCGCCCAAGCUGGAAGAGAAUCUCGUCGUGUGGGAGACCGUCAGCUGCCUGCGCGAGAAGGGCUACGAAGUACCGAGGGCGUACUGCAGCGCUUUUAUGACGUCCCCGGAAGACGCUACAUUUUUCGUAACUUUACUUCGGAUAUCAUUCACUUGCGUACUGAAGUACUUGGACGCGCCUACGACUGCCGUGAGUUGGCCUCGCCACCUCCAGUAUACUCCUGGAGGUGCAGAAAGUGUGACGGUCGAGCUGCCACUGACUGUGGAGCCCACUCUUUCCCAGGGUGACGAGGACGAGGACGUUCUUCCCGAACCGGAGUACGCUGUCACGGAUAAGUUUGCUUCGUGUGUGCUGCAGGUCAUUAAGUGCACUGUCAAGUCGCUGAUCGACUGUGAAAAACAGUUGAAUUUGUACGACGAGUUCGGAGGAGGGAGAGAUUGCGGAACGAAUGUGAGGAAGGUGUCGAAAGCUAUCGAGAGGGCAGUUACUAACGGAGAUCUCGACGGUCACAAUUUGUUCACAUUAUUUCGCGAUAUGAGCAAAAUUGUGGAAAGUGCACGGGCGGGUGUCUCUGGCCUUUUGUAUACUAUAUUCUUCGAGGCAGCUGCUAAGGCAUUCCGUGAUGUCGAAACACAAGAAGCCAUAAGUGAACACUUGUGGCUGCAAGCUCUGGUGCUUGGAACUGAGGGAUUGUUUCGUUGCACAAGCAGUCCAACUGCAAAUGGCACUAUGAUUGACGCCUUAUCAGCUGCAGUGAAAGAGUGGCGGCAGCAGCUGAUUCUAGAUGAAAAGUCCCCUUCUGACUGGGUCACAAGGCUAGCUGCAGUGGUGAAGGCUGCAGAAAAUGCCGCAUUGCGUACAGCGGAAUUACGACCUGAUACUGGCAUUUCAGUUAUUCCCGAUCCUGGUGCAUACACUGUUGGUGUGUGGCUUAGGACUUCCUAUGAAGUUAGUCAAAUGCUUUUCUGA